This is a messenger RNA of Bradysia coprophila, 2856 nucleotides long. Its product is annotated as homeobox protein PKNOX2-like. Gene Ontology annotation, molecular function: DNA binding. Gene Ontology annotation, biological process: regulation of DNA-templated transcription. NCBI's taxonomy places the organism in Eukaryota, Metazoa, Arthropoda, Insecta, Diptera, Sciaridae. The record is from RefSeq and is a predicted model, not a curated record.
GAACACCAAGAAACCAUCAAAUUUAAAACAUAAUUCAAGCUAGACAGACGCACCACACUGUCAAGCCCUUUUUCCAUUAAUCUUUUUCGGAAUUUGUGACAAUUUGUAAACAAAUAAAAUUAUUGCUGUGUUUUGUUGGUGUUUUAACGUAAGACUAAACUACAUCGAAAAAAAGCAAAAGCAAAUAAAAAACCCGAACCAAAAAAAAAAAGUUCCAAAACGACAUUCAAGAAAGGGAAGAAACUGCGACGACGUCCAAGUGUCGAUUUUUUUUUGUUUAGCUUGUUCAUCUUACAAAAUUGGCAUUUUUGGUUUUAUUAUUCGUGUGUUAAAUUAAGUGUUUUGCGGAAGAAAUAUUUUUCCGAUUUUUCAGUGCAUUUUUCGUUUAUUUUUGGGUAUCCAACGCAGACGUGAGCAACAGAGACACCUCAACAACAAUCAUAUUCGAAUGAAAAGUGAAUUAUUUUGAGAAAAUUCCUAUUUUUAUCAAACUCAUUUUAAUGAGUCAAAUGAAUUUCGACGGAGUGUGGUGUAUGUGUUGAAUGUAUUGUGUAUUUUGUUACAGCAGAGCAAUCGGUCGGGUGUUUUUCCUUUGAGUAAAUGAUUUUCGAUUUUGUGUGGAAAAUUAUCUUAAGUGUUGCUAAACCGUGUUUUGAUUAAGUAAUUGACUCCAAAGAGAAAAGUGUUUAAUCAGAAAGGAUCAUCGAUAAUAUGUUUUCGUGGAGAUGCAGACAUCUAAUUGGAAUAUAAAAUGCAUCAAAUUCAACUUGCAAAAAUCAAAAUUCUAAUAGCUUAGUCAUCGGAAUAUUGUUCAUCUUUGAUCGAACAAAAAUGCAAGAAAACAGUAUAUCAGCGCCAAAUGCAAAUGGUAUCGACCAAGCACAGUUUGAGGCAGACAAACGAGCUGUAUAUAAACAUCCUUUGUUUUCGCUGCUGGCACUAAUGCUGGAAAAAUGUGAACAAGCGACACAAGGCUACGUACCCUCAAAUGCAUCUUCGUCUAGUCCGAAUGGUUCGUCAAAUGGAAAUAACUGCGAAGGCGACAGCUUUUCCAGGGACAUUCAAGCGUUUGUGCAAUUAUUAGAGAAAGAAAAACGACCGUUGCUCACCAACAAUGCCGAAUUAGAUGGAUUAAUGAUAAAAGCUUUGCAAGUUCUGCGGAUACAUCUGUUGGAGUUGGAGAAGGUUCAAGAACUGUGUAGAGACUUCUGCACGAGGUACAUAGCCUGUUUACGUGGGAAAAUGCAAUCAGAGAACCUUCUGCGGUCCGAUUAUCCUUUAGAGCACAAUAACAAUUUAUCGAACUCGAAUAGUCCUGUUAACAGUCCCGAACAGGAGUCUCUAGUGCAGCAGGGUCCAUAUUUUGGCAAUGCAGAUUUCCUCUCAGCAACAGAGGGAAAUGACUUCAGUAGUAUUCAAGGAGCCUACAACAUACAAAACAGUAAUAGUACGCCGGAAAAUAGUUUCAACGGAAGCAGUGAUAUAUCUGUUAUUCCACCAGUGUUACCGGUUACUAUACCACAGACUACGUCUCCGCAGCAACUGCAACAACCUUCCAUAUUGUCUUCGCAGAUUUUAGGAUCAACUCCAUUAAGCCAAAUUGGAUGUCCACCCCUUCCAUUAGAUCAGUAUUCGAAUCAACUUUCACCGUGUGGCAGUUCCGAUGAAAUGGAUUCGGAACUUGACUCAAACAAUGACGAUCUAAGUUCGAAUUUUUCAAAUAAUUCCGGAUCGAAGAGACAGAAACGCGGCAUUCUUCCAAAACAAGCUACCAGUGUCAUGAGGGCAUGGCUUUUUCAACAUUUAGUUCAUCCCUAUCCAACUGAAGACGAGAAACGUGCAAUAGCGGCUCAAACAAAUUUAACAUUGCUGCAGGUCAACAACUGGUUCAUAAAUGCUAGACGUAGAAUUCUGCAACCAAUGCUCGAACAUGCCAGCGACAAUAAUCAGAACUCAGCUCGCAAAAAAUCGUCACAACAACAGACGCCUUCGAAGCGCUUUUGGACCGACAGCGCUUCGUCACCGAUCAUGAAUCCAGCUCUCAUCGAUCCGAACAUUGAAAAUAUUAGCGUGAACGUGAAUCGAGCCGAAUCCGAUCGAUUGUCUGCGCAUAAGUUGGCCGAAAGUUAUUUUAGUUCCGACGAAAGCAAUGACAGCCUAGUCAUCGAUCAUGAUUCUUAAAUUCGCCAUGUCGUCGACAUGUAGAAUUGUGCGGUGAGGAGAUUUUCGUUCUAGAAGUGAAAUGGCAAGUGGAGAGUGUAGGUCGUACAUCAAUCAUCGGCUUUGAUCUUUGUCAAGAUUCAUUUUGAGGUCUGACUAUCGAUGAAAAUUUGAAAAAGUUUGGGAUCGCUACUGAGUGCUGCUGCUGUAAGUACGUUGUAAUUUCCCAAUUAUUAUUUUGAACGAUAACGAGCCUAGAUACAGUCCAUCUUAGGUUAAUUACAUUGAUGUACUCUAUAUGUGCGAACAUUCUGCACAUUCUCGAACGCCUGGUUGGUAAGCGUAGGAACGGUCAAUAUUUUCAAAUGAUAAUUCAGACCGGGUGCAAAGUGUUGCUUUCAAUCCAACGUUUUUUAGCACUUACACUCGAGCAACCGCAGUAUUUUUAGAAGCUCUCACGACUUACAGAAACACCAUUAAGAUUCUAUUGCCAAAAAACAAAUUAACGAAACGAAGAGAGAUAUGAAAACACAACGCAAAAUUUACUGACUAAGGAACUAAGUUCUCUUGGAUGUGCCAUAAAACUACCUACUUAUAGUCACUAAAAAUUAAUUGGAAAGAAGAGAAAUUUAUUGAUUAUAACGAGGAGAAAUGCUUGAACCAAUUGAACACUAAAAUUAUUAUCAGAUGACUAAA